GUCUCUCCCCCUCUACAAAUUGAUUUGGUGUUUAGGGGUUGGCCAAUCUUAUUCAUUUCUAUUAACACCCAACUUGAAUAAAAGGGGGCAUAGUUGAGGCUACGUUUGCAUAUACUUUCAUGUUUUCUUCAUCCCUCAUCAUUCAAAUGGAGAAAUCAACCAAGAUUAUGAGAAGAUCAAUCUUCACAUUCCUUCAAAAUUAUCAUUAUUUCACUUUAACUCCUGCACUUCUUGCUUUCCCUUACUCACUUUCUCUUCUUCUCUCCCAAAUCUUUGUUCCAUCUUCUUCCUUGUUUCAAUCAAUCCAUGGCCGUCUCAGUGUUGUUUUCCAGGCCUCUGGGUUCCCUUAUUCAUCAGAUUCCUUUACAUUUCUCAGUUCCAAACUUUCCCAAACCAUCUGUUUCUCUGUCUUUGCACUCCCUUUCACCUUCUCUUUCUUCCUCUUAUCCAAAGCCUCCGUAAUCAGUUGUUUUCGCCAUGGGAAAAGCUUCAAACAACCUUCUUUCUCUUGGGUUCUUUCACUUUACAAACCUCUCCUCGAAACUCUAAUCUGCAAUUUCUUCUUAAUCAUCUCAGCCAACGCCACAGCUUUCUCUGUUUUGUUGUUUGGGUUCAAUUUCCUUGAUGGGUUGGGAUUUUCAUCCCCAAAUUGGAUUCUUUUGAUGUCAGCUUUUGGGGCUGUUCUUUAUUCGGUUCUUGUGGCCAAUACCAUUUUAAUUUCCAAUUUUGCAUUGGUUUCAUCUGGAAUCCAAGGAUCUGGUGGAUAUUUGUCCAUUCUAAAAGUUUGUGUUCUUAUAAAAGGAAGAACUUCAACCGCUUUGACAUUGGCUUUACCUCUGAAUCUAACCAUGGCAGCCAUUGAAGCACUGUUCCAUUACCAUGUUGUGAGAGCUUAUAGUAAUUGUGGUGAUUUCAACUGCUUUUCAAUGGCUUUGGAAGCGAUUUUCAUUGCUUUUUUAUAUUCCAUAAUCGUUGUUCUUGAUACUGUUGUGAGUUGCUUCUUCUUCAAUAGCUGCAAAACCAACCAGGAAGGUAAAUGUUCUUACGGGAUUGAAAUUGCAGAGGAAGAUGAUUGUGUGAAGCUGAAGAAUAUUGAAGGACUGCCAUAGAAAUUGAUCCAAAAACCAAACUAAAGACUGCACAUAAUACACAAAAAUAUGUUCAUACAGAUAAUAAUUUGUAUUCAAGAAUCAAGAUUCAUUCAUGUUGCUUGAAUUGAAAACCAAGCAACUUCCGAGAGAUAAAGGUACAUACAUGCAUACAUGGGGUACAGAUCAAGCUUUUCUUUUUCCUUUUUACAGUGUAAUCAAAUUCUCUGUCAGAUACUUCAUUUUUCUUUUUCGUUUUAUUCUAAAAUCCUAAUGUUUUGUAUUGGGAUCUAGAAACUACUGUUCUUGUUCAUGUAUGUAAGUUCUGAAAACAAAAUUAAAUACCAGAAAAGGAAGAAUGAAAAUUGCAUAUUGCAAUGACUUGGUAA
This is a messenger RNA of Gossypium arboreum, 1477 nucleotides long. RefSeq lists its product as uncharacterized. The transcript has a single exon. The record is from RefSeq and is a predicted model, not a curated record. Bases 120 to 1109 code for a protein of 329 amino acids. NCBI's taxonomy places the organism in Eukaryota, Viridiplantae, Streptophyta, Magnoliopsida, Malvales, Malvaceae.